AUGGAGUUAUCAUCAGACCAUGGAUUCGACCCCGAUUGGUGGGUGGAGCUAGACCAGAACUACGUCUCGGUCAUGGAGCAAAGGCGGCAAUUGAAGGAGAAGCAUGGUGAACUCUUCUUCUACUCUGACCCGGGUUCCGAAUUGGCGUGCCGAGAACUCAUGGAAAUACUGGUUCAGUUUCUCUGCAAGCGGUACCCUCAGUACUUCAGCCUCGAGAACGACAACACCAUCCUCCAGAACCGUCUUCUCGACACAACCACUGAUCUCAUCAAUACCCCGCCGUUGGAAGUAGUGUACCAAAACAUCCCGGAAGACUAUGCCCUGGUCUUUCGCAACGAGCAUGACGGCUUUUAUUACCUGCGGGCGGCAAUGGUCUGCUCGAGUGUAGGUUGGGACAUCGGGAUGCACCGCGGCAAGCCACUGAAGCGCAUCCACGACGCUGUUCCCGACUAUGCUGAGAAGAUGGCGUUCAGCAUGGAUCGCUUUUUCGCCAAGAUGGCUGUCGACCAGCCUAUCCAGCGGUGUAGUUGGAGUCUGGAGGAUCACGCACCACUGUUCAGCAGCCCCCGCAUGAUGGGGGACAAGUCAUGGGAGCGCAGUAUGUUCGCGGACUGCAAGGACGAUCUGACUAUCGAUCACGUAAAAUUGAGGUGCGACUACCAGACUUUGCGGAGGCUCCCACUUAGCGGUGCAAUCGUGUUCAACUUCAAAGCGGUGUUCUCUCAGAUCACCGAGAUCAGAGACGAGCCUUUUGUGCCGGCUAUAUUACUCAAGGUCUUGCAGGAGGGCAAGAAAAGUCUGGUCGACUACAAAACUGUGGAUCACGUCAAGGAUGUCACCAUUGAGGCUUGUACGAAGUGGUCCCAAGAGCAGGUUGAGAAGGGAGUGGUACCAAGCGACUGGGACGUUCGUACUUUAGAUGAGAGCCCCUUUUUCCCUGGCUGGGGAGAAAAGUGGCAUGCUAAGCAAGGCUUCUGA
Molecule: messenger RNA, 978 nt
Organism: Diaporthe citri
Lineage: Eukaryota; Fungi; Ascomycota; Sordariomycetes; Diaporthales; Diaporthaceae
Exons: 3
Coding region: 1-978 (325 amino acids)
Source: RefSeq, a predicted model, not a curated record